Molecule: messenger RNA, 1720 nt
Organism: Salarias fasciatus (jewelled blenny)
Lineage: Eukaryota; Metazoa; Chordata; Actinopteri; Blenniiformes; Blenniidae
Gene: snrnp70
Product: small nuclear ribonucleoprotein 70 (U1)
Biological process (GO): mRNA splicing, via spliceosome
Cellular component (GO): U1 snRNP; precatalytic spliceosome; U2-type prespliceosome
Molecular function (GO): mRNA binding; U1 snRNA binding
Source: RefSeq, a predicted model, not a curated record
AAGAUGACACAGUUUCUUCCUCCGAACCUGCUCGCCCUGUUCGCCCCGCGGGACCCCAUCCCCUUCCUCCCCCAGCUGGAGAAGCUGCCCCAUGAGAAGCAUCAUAACCAGCCCUACAGUGGCAGCCCCUUCAUCAGGCACUUCGAGGAUCCCAGAGAUGCUCCUCCACCGCCACGAGCAGAAACCCGCGAGGAGCGGCUGGAAAGAAAGAGGCGAGAGAAGAUUGAGAGGAGGCAGGCCGAUGAGACAGAGCUCAAGCUUUGGGAUCCCCAUAAUGACCCCAACGCUCAAGGAGAUGCCUUCAAGACGCUGUUUGUUGCUCGAGUGAACUACGACACCACCGAGUCGAAGCUUCGCCGUGAGUUCGAGGUGUACGGCCCCAUCAGACGGAUUUACAUAGUGUACAACAAGAGGACGGGGAAGCCUCGGGGCUAUGCCUUCAUUGAGUACAUGAACAUGCACUCCGCCUACAAGCACGCCGACGGCAAGAAGAUCGACGGCAGGAGGGUGCUGGUGGACGUGGAGCGAGGACGCACCGUCAAGGGAUGGCAUCCCCGCAGGCUGGGUGGAGGCCUGGGAGGAACCCGGAGAGGAGGAGCCGACGUCAACAUCAAGCACUCUGGACGAGACGACGCUUCACGCUACGACGACCGUCCUCUGGGGGGUGGUGACCGGGAUCGUGGCGAGCGGCGGGAGCGGAGCCGGGAGCGCGACAGGGACAAGGACCGGGAGCGCCGCAGGACCAGAUCCCGUGAGCGGCGGCGCCGCACCCGCUCCAGAGAGAGAGAGGGACCGGGAAAGCAGGUGGCGCCCGGGGAGGACGGCACGCCCAGCAGCCGGCGCCGGGAGAGGGAGCGGGAGCGGGCGCCGGUGGCGGGCAGCAGGAGCAGGGAGAGGAGUCGGGACCGCAAGAGGAGGACAGGAGCCGAGACCGCAAGAGGACAGGGACAGGGCCAAGGGCCGGACGGGGAGGAGGCGGGCCCCGGAGACGGAGCCCCCGACGGCGGGGACAGGAUGCUGGAGGAGCACGAGGGGGAGGCGGGGGAGGGCGGGGACGAGCGUAGAGACAAGGACAGGGAGAGGGACAGGGACAGGCGGCGCAGCCACAGGGACAGGGACCGGCGCAGAGGGGACCGGGACAGGGACCGGGAGCACAAGAGGGAGCGCGGGGAUAGGGAGCGGGGCGAGCGACGGGAGGAGCGCCACGGACCCCCGCGAGACGACGCGCCCCCCCAGGACGACGGGGGCCCCGAGGACGACGGAGCGGCGCCGCCCAGCAUGGAGGAGUACAGUCAGGACGGGAUGAUGGACCAGCAGUCCCUCCCGUCGGGAGACGGCUACGGCUCCGGGGAGAACGGCUACAAGGUGGAGGCCGCAGGAGAUGAGUAUUGAGACGCCCCUCCCCCGACUGAAGACCCCCACACACACAAAUAAGUUGUCUGUUGUACCUUGACCCCACCCUCACUCUGUUGGCCCGGCUGGCUUCCUGUCUGUCCCCCGGGUCAACACUCAGUAGGACUGUAACGCUCAUUCUGGCCCUGCAGUAAAGUUUAGUGUGAAAGAAUGUGAAGCUGAAGGAACCGUAGUAACUGACAGGUGAGGACUCUUCACGCUCCUUAAUCUGGAUCUGUUUUUUUUUUUUGUUUGUUUUUUUUAAUUUGAUGGGCUGUUUGUAUGUUAGAUUUGCAGGUUCAUUUAAUAAAGAUGUGACUCAAAGCCA